Molecule: messenger RNA, 540 nt
Organism: Punica granatum (pomegranate)
Lineage: Eukaryota; Viridiplantae; Streptophyta; Magnoliopsida; Myrtales; Lythraceae
Source: RefSeq, a predicted model, not a curated record
AUGGCUGGAGAGAAGUUUCGACAUGAGAAUAUUAUGCCUUUGAUUGCUUAUGGGGAAGACAAUGAUAAGUAUUAUUUAGUCUACGAGCACAUGUCUAGCAAUCUUGCUGAUGAUAUAGCAGGGUUAAGUUGGAAUCAUGUUGUGAGAAUCCUAAAAGGCAUUGCUCAAGGAUUGCAGCACAUCCAUGGGAAAGGCUAUGUGCACGGGGAUUUUAAGCCUCAAAAUAUUUUGCUCACACAAGGAAAGGAAGCAAAGAUCACUGACUUUGGGACCCUCUCAAGGGAUGAUGGUAGAGGUUUCAGCAAUUUUACAAGGGGCUAUUCUGCCCUUGAAUUGGCUAUAGGUGCUCUGCCAACAAAGAAAUCGGAUGUUUUUAGUUUUGGGAUAAUAUUGAUUCAACUACUAUCUCGAAGCAUGGACCUAAAGAGUGAGGAUAGCGCUUUAGCUUUGACGGAGCUUACAAUCAACUGUACCAAAAAAUGCCCUGAAGGCCGUCCCACUAUGAAUAAAGUGAUUAGAACGCUCAAUGAUUUCAUUUGA